UUGAAUCUGAUUGUAGAUUUUCAGCAUGCAAAAAAUGACGUCAUUAUCGCAUUCGUUUACAAACAGAGCGGAGUUUUCCGAAAGUGACGGAGUUCGGGUAGUGACGGAGUUGGGGGGUUGGUGAUAUAUUAGUCACACAAAUAACAUCGGGUUCAAUAUUGAACAAAUAUUGUACAUAGCAGACGAGUUUCAAAAGAGGAUGAAUAGACCACGUAAAGACAAUGAACAACUACCAUUUGGAAAGACCUCGAGGACAGCAAUCAGAGAAGAGAGAUUGCCAGUCAAUGGAGAUGCAAAUCAUACUGAAGUUCAUGUGAACAACAGAUCACGCUGCAUUCAAGAAGAAUUAUGCUCCCAGAAAGAUUUCAACCAGAAGAAAAAUGUAACAAAACCUAGAAGUCUUCAAUCUGCAGGGAAAGUGAAGAAAGGUGAUGCAUUUUCACUUAUAGAGGAAGGCUGUCAUCAACAUCCACAUCCUUAUAAAUUAAAUCACUCGAGAAAGCAAAAAAGUUCAAAAAGAGUGGAAAGAAAAGACUUCCAAAACUUCAACAACCAUUUAAAUGAAGUGCAGACAAAAUAUGCUAGAACAGUAUGUAUUCCUGAUAGUGAUGUUGCUGGGUUCCAUAAGCAUUCUGGGUCUCAAAAGAAGGUGAAUUUAUCAAACUAUGGAAAAAUGGUUCACAAAUCAACAUUAAAGAAGACCCUAACAUCACCUCCCAGGGAACUUGACAGAAUGCUGAAAUUCAAAUUGUUUGAACAAAAUGACAUUUCUAUGAAAUCAUCCGAAACAGAACAUUUAAAUCAGAACACUUCCUCAGACACCAGCUGUCGAUCAGAACCAGUUUUAGUGGAAUCUUGGGACAUUGUGGAGGAGACGGUCCACAGACGAUGGAAAUCCCAAUCCUGGUGGUCCCUCCCUCAAGAUGGUCAUCUGCCUGAACAGUGAUCACCAACACAAAACACACUGUAGGGCAGCCAAACACCCCACAACUUGUUCUAAUUUCACUCACCAACAAAAGAUUAAGAAAAUAAAUUUUAUUUUUUAGGUAUU
Saccostrea cuccullata (small rock oyster) is the source of this 1051-nucleotide messenger RNA. RefSeq lists its product as uncharacterized. The transcript is spliced from 7 exons. The coding region runs from base 200 to 946 and encodes 248 amino acids. The record is from RefSeq and is a predicted model, not a curated record. NCBI's taxonomy places the organism in Eukaryota, Metazoa, Mollusca, Bivalvia, Ostreida, Ostreidae.